Messenger RNA from Mesorhabditis belari, 453 nucleotides. The record is from the annotation of a GenBank genome assembly. NCBI's taxonomy places the organism in Eukaryota, Metazoa, Nematoda, Chromadorea, Rhabditida, Rhabditidae.
AUGCGGACAGUGAAUGGAUCGAUGCUCUUCUUUUCACACCAUUUCUCACUGAGCAGCUUUAUUGGCAGAGUAUGCCGAUUGUCUUGCUGCGCAAACGUUCUUUCGAAUGGCCGGACUUCCGUAUCAGCUUCGACAACGACCAAAUGUGGAUUUCAUCUCGCCCACCGGGAAAGUACCAUUUUGAAGCUCAACAACGUUCUUGUGGCUGAAUUCCCUGGAAUUGUCGAUUUUGUUGCUCAGAAGGGAGUGAAACUUUCAGCUCAUUUAACCGAGGUUCAAUUAGCUGAAAUGAUGGCCCAUAUGUCGAUGAUCGAUCUUCUUCUACGGAAUAUUGAGAUCUACGUUGUUUGGCGACAUGACGAAACUUUUUCCAAGAUCUACCUCAUCUCGAGUCGCGUCAGUGUUCCAUUGGCCUCUCACAGUCAUUUUGCCAAGAUUGGAAACGACGAGAGA